This is a messenger RNA of Nematostella vectensis (starlet sea anemone), 2762 nucleotides long. RefSeq names its product major facilitator superfamily domain-containing protein 6. Gene Ontology annotation, cellular component: membrane. The transcript has a single exon. Lineage: Eukaryota; Metazoa; Cnidaria; Anthozoa; Actiniaria; Edwardsiidae. The record is from RefSeq and is a predicted model, not a curated record. The coding region runs from base 780 to 2396 and encodes 538 amino acids.
CAAGCUUGUCCGGUAACUCAGGAAAAGCUGUCAUUUCUGUUUUGAAUUAGAUCCAGUUUGCUCACCGACCAGAAUUUUUCACGCGUCGAUAAUGCCUCGGCGAGACCUAAAGCGUCGGUAAUGCCUCGGCGAGACUUAGAGCGUCGGUAAUGCCUCGGCGAGACCUAAAGCGUCGGUAAUGCCUCGGCGAUACCUAAAGCGUCGUUAAUGCCUCGGCGAGACCUAGAGCGUCGGUAAUGCCUCGGCGAGACCUAGAGCGUCGGUAAUGCCUCGGCGAGACCUAGAGCGUCGGUAAUGCCUCGGCGAGACCUAAAGCGUCGGUAAUGCCUCGGCGAGACCUAGAGCGUCGGUAAUGCCUCGGCGAGACCUAGAGCGUCGGUAAUGCCUCGGCGAGACCUAAAGCGUCGGUAAUGCCUCGGCGAGACCUAGAGCGUCGGUAAUGCCUCGGCGAGACCUAGAGCGUCGGUAAUGCCUCGGCGAGACCUAAAGCGUCGGUAAUGCCUCGGCGAGACCUAGAGCGUCGGUAAUGCCUCGGCGAGACCUAAAGCGUCGGUAAUGCCUCGGCGAGACCUAGAGCGUCGGUAAUGCCUCGGCGAGACCUAGAGCGUCGGUAAUACCUCGGCGAGACCUAAAGCGUCGGUAAUGCCUCGGCGAGACCUGUCCCUUAGUGCAGGUGGCGGUGGUCUGAUGAUGACAUCACCUGAAAGACCGCAACAGAAACUCAGGUCGACCCUACAAGAAAUACAAACACAUGGAUACCACACAUCUGUGACCUAAAUAUGGCUUUCAAACGCGAGCGCGAAGAAAUACAAAUAGAUGAAAAUGAGGAAAUCGCAGAUGAUGGUAAGGAGGAGGAGAAGAACGAAAAAGAUCAGAAAAGUGAUGAAAACCUCUGCGCCAAGGGUUGUUUGAAAAAGAUUAAUCAGAGGCGACUGGUAUCCAAGCUGUUCUAUUUUUUCUACUUUUCGGCGUUUGGAUCUUUAUGGCCGUUUUUCGCUCUUUAUUUCAAACAACUGUUUAUAUCGCCGCGUCAGAUGGGGAUUCUUGUCGCGACGAGGGCCAUGUUGCAGUUCGUGUGUACCCCGAUAUGGAGUGCUAUAGCAGACAAGUACAAUAAAUACAAAGUGGUAUUGUUGAUGAGUUUGUCGUUCUGGCUAAUAGCAACAUUCUCGCAAGCGAUUGUGCCGAGUACUGUUCAACCUGCCGCGUGCUACAGAUUUAACUCGAUCCAUCUCUAUGCUAACAAGUCUUACACAAACCCGCCCUCCCCGCCCGAUCCAGACCACUAUCACCGAGUAUUUGGCGUGAGUAACCUGUUCCCAUGGGCGCUAGGGUUGUUCAGGAGUUUUGAGCGCCAGCGUGAUGUCGACCUUCAGGAAGUACACUUCCCGACGUUAAAAACUCACGUCGCGCCCGAACCCGUAGCAAACUCUUCUUAUCUUUUCAUAGGGCUUUUAUUAAUCACUAUUUUUGGAAUAAUAUUCGCGUCUCCUGCGCAGUGCCUCGCGGACACGGCCACUCUACAGGCCUUAGGCUCGGAUACACACGAAUACGGCAAGCAAGCGCUUUGGGGAUCUGUCGGCUACGGAACAAUGGCGCUAUUAGUAGGACUGGCAGUCAGCGGUCGCCAGAGGCUUAACCCGUGCAGUAAUGGCAUGGACGUGGAUUAUGUGCCAUGUUUCUACGCGUUUGCAUGUUUUAUGGCCGGCGCGAUAUGCAUCGCUACCCGCUUUAAGUAUCACAAGCCAGAUACCAGCGGUUGUGGACCGGGUUUGCUGGAAAUUCUAAAAAUCUUCAAGCGGCUUGACUUAGUAGUAUUUCUUUUCGUGGUGUUUUUUUGUGGCACUGCCAUUGGAUUCAUACAGACGUUUCUAUUCUGGCACCUUCGGGAGCUGGGAGGCGAACAAGAGCUCUUCAGUCUUAUAACCAUGACUAAUUCCGCCGCAGAAGUCACUGUCUAUACCUUCUCAGACCGAUUCCUCAGUCAUGUGGGACACUUUAAAGUGGUGUACAUGGGCCUGUUGUGUUACUCUUUGAGGUUCUUUUACUAUUCGUACUGCACACGACCUUGGCUUUUCCUCCCCAUCGAGCUCAUUCAAGGUGUCACCACGGCUGCUGUGUGGACAUCGUUCGUAUCGUACGUCGGUUCUAAGACCGAGAUCGCAACCACGCUACAAGGACUGGUCAGCGGCUUCUAUACCGGGCUAGGGUACGCCACCGGGGGUUUGCUUGGCGGGUGCAUGGUGCACUUAUUCGGGUCUGCCACAGCAUUUUUAGUGUUCGGCGAAAUGAGUCUACUUGUUAUGUUUCUGUUCAUUAUCGCAAACAACCUGAAAAGCCCUGAUUCAAGCAUGCAGGCUCACUAUAUCAACAAGAGUCAUGAUUUUGAGAAAUAAUACGCAACCAAUUACUCAUCCGUUCCUUGAUGGACUGCUACAUUCUAUUUAUUCGUUUUUAAUUCUGAAAACUGUUCCUCAAUGGAAUACAUAUUUUUUAAUGAUGAAGACACAGUUUUAGUGGAUACUAAACUAUUUUAGUAUUUUACUAAACUUGUACUCAUUCUAAUUCUGAUUCAUAUAUGCUACUGGUAGCAGGGUUUGACACACACUUGUUUUGAAUUAUACAGUACAAACUACUAAGAAAAUAUAGAAAAGAGUAGAAGUAGAAAGAAGAAGGAAUAACACGUGCUUUUUAAAGACAUUAAUGUGAACUUUGAUAAAUAGGUUUACUAUAAAGUAUUAAAUAAAGAAUAGUUUAUAGGA